AAAAUCAAAGUAGAGGCAUUAUAGGUAGGAGAAAGUGAGAAAGUCCAGAGUUGGUUCCGAAUUUGUCUCCCCCAAUUUUAUUUAUUUUUAGCUAUUUUUUUUUGUUCAUUCGUGAAUGUGUGAGAGAGAAGUAGAUAGAUCCGCUCGAUAACCUCUUUUGCUGCUUGCAUAUUGAUUCGUGGAAUCAGCCAAUUUUCUCGAGAGAUCCAAGGAGGAAUCUUACCCAUGUCAGGUCCACUUGAUCGAUUCGCAAGACCAUCUUUCACUACAGGCUUCGAAGGAUUCUUGAGCAGCGACGAGAAGAAGGAACGAAAGUCCGACUUCGAGAACUCGGAGGACGAGAGGAGGACCAGGAUCGGUUCUUUAAAGAAGAAAGCCAUUAAUGCCUCCACCAAGUUCAAGCACUCUCUCAAGAAGAAGAGCGGGAGGAGAAAGAGCGAUGGCAGAGUAAGUUCCGUCUCCAUCGAGGACGUGAGGGAUGUGGAAGAGCUCCAGGCCGUCGACGCGUUUCGCCAUGCUUUGCUGAUCGACGAGCUGCUUCCUAGCAGACACGACGACUACCACAUGAUGCUGAGGUUCUUGAAAGCGAGGAAGUUCGAUAUCGAGAAGGCGAAGCACAUGUGGUCUGAUAUGAUUCAGUGGAGGAAAGAGUUUGGGACUGACACUAUUCUUCAGGAUUUUGAUUUCGAAGAGAUUAAUGAAGUUUUGAAGUAUUACCCGCACGGUUACCAUGGUGUUGAUAAAGAAGGAAGGCCCAUUUACAUUGAGAGGCUGGGGAAAGUUGAUCCUAACAAGCUUAUGCAAGUCACGAGCAUGGAUCGGUAUGUGAGGUAUCAUGUGAAGGAGUUUGAGAGGAGCUUUAUGAUCAAGUUUCCUUCCUGCACAAUUGCUGCGAAGAAGCAUAUUGACUCCAACACAACUAUUCUAGAUGUUCAGGGAGUGGGAUUGAAAAACUUUACUAAGUCUGCUCGGGAGCUUAUCACACGGUUACAGAAGAUCGACGGAGACAAUUAUCCUGAGACUCUCCACCAAAUGUUUAUCGUCAAUGCAGGGGCUGGGUUUAGGCUGCUUUGGAAUACUGUGAAGGGCUUUAUAGACCCCAAAACAUCUUCUAAAAUUCAUGUCCUUGGAUACAAGUACCAGACCAAAUUGCUUGAAGUGAUUGAUGCCAAUGAGUUACCUGAGUUCUUGGGAGGUGCAUGUACUUGCGCGGAUCAAGGUGGUUGCAUGCUUUCCGACAAGGGACCUUGGAAAAACCCGGAAAUUGUCAAGAUGGUGCUUCAUGGGGGAGCACAUAGGGCGAAGCAGGUGGUGAAAGUUUUGAACAGUGAGGGGAAAGUCAUUGCUUACGCAAAGCCAUCGUAUCCAUGGAUAAAGGGAAGUGACACUUCAACUGCAGAGUCAGGAUCUGAUGCCGAAGAUAUCGGAUCUCCGAAGGCUAUAAAGAGUUUCUCCCAUCUCCGCUUGACACCCGUUCGUGAAGAGGCAAAGAUAGCGGGUGAAACGAGCUUGGCCGGUGGUCUUCUGGGAUAUGAUGAGUAUGUACCGAUGGUUGACAAAGCCGUUGAUGCAACCUGGAAGGUGAAACCAGCCAUCCAAAGAGUUGCCUCAAAAGGGACUUUGAUGUCUCCCACCGCUCCAAAGGACACCGAAGGAAUCCGAGCUCGAGUCCUAGUAAUGAUCAUAACAUACGUGAUGGCGGUUUUCACAUUCUUCCGCACAGUACCUUUCCUUGUGAUCAAGAAACUUCCUGCUUCCCUACCACAAACCGAAGGAUACGCAACAGAACUCGGCUCUAACGGUGAAGUAGCAGCAACAACUAAAGAGGAGUCUCGCCCUCCUUCUCCAGUACCAGAUCUCACAGAAACCGAGCUCCUAACAUCUGUGAUGAAGAAACUAACCGAGCUAGAAGGAAAAAUCGGGACUCUACAAACAAAGCCGAAUGAGAUGCCAUACGAGAAAGAGGAACUAUUAAACGCAGCUGUUUGCAGAGUGGACGCGCUUGAAGCAGAGCUCAUCGCUACUAAGAAAGCGCUUUACGAAGCUCUGAUGAGGCAAGAAGAGUUGCUUGCUUACAUUGAUCGUCAAGAAGAAGCUCAGUUCCAGAAGAUGAAGAAGAAGAAGCAUCUCUUUUGCUUUUAGAGCAAAGCCUAUUGACCAGGCAAUUCAAACUCUUUACUUUCUCCUUUACAACCACGUUCUUAGAUCACCAAGAAAAGAAAAACUCGUUUGUCUGAUUUGAUGUUUAAAACUAAUACAGAGAGCUCUUUCUUCUGUGACGAUGAUCUUCCACGCGUUAUAUAUAUUAUGUUCUUAUCUUAUAACCUUGUGAAAUGUGUAAAACUUGUUAAUGCAAAAUUAAUAGACUAAA
Molecule: messenger RNA, 2371 nt
Organism: Brassica rapa (field mustard)
Lineage: Eukaryota; Viridiplantae; Streptophyta; Magnoliopsida; Brassicales; Brassicaceae
Product: phosphatidylinositol/phosphatidylcholine transfer protein SFH8
Source: RefSeq, a predicted model, not a curated record